Molecule: messenger RNA, 1584 nt
Organism: Limanda limanda (common dab)
Lineage: Eukaryota; Metazoa; Chordata; Actinopteri; Pleuronectiformes; Pleuronectidae
Gene: slc32a1
Product: solute carrier family 32 member 1
Exons: 2
Coding region: 1-1584 (527 amino acids)
Biological process (GO): amino acid transmembrane transport
Cellular component (GO): vacuolar membrane
Molecular function (GO): amino acid transmembrane transporter activity
Source: RefSeq, a predicted model, not a curated record
AUGGCGACAUUAAUCAGAGGUAAGCUUUCCAAUAAACUGUCCAACGCAGCCACGACUGUGUCCAACAAAUCCCAGGCGAAGGUGAGCGGCAUGUUCGCCAGGAUGGGCUUCCAGGCCGCCACCAACGAGGAGGCAGUGGGCUUCGCCGCCUGCGACGACCUGGACUACGACCACCGGCAUGGCAUGCAGAUGGACGUUAUGUCCACCGAUGAGAUGGGGGGAGAGCCGAGUGGAGACGGGGGCGCGGCGGCGGCGGGGGACAGCCACUACCAGAGGGACGGCACCGGUCCUUCGCGCUCAUCCUCAAAGGACGGGGGUCCGAAGAGCGAGUUGACCGAAGACAAACCAAAAAUCACCGUGUGGGAGGCGGGCUGGAACGUCACGAAUGCAAUCCAGGGGAUGUUUGUUCUCGGAUUGCCCUACGCCAUCCUGCACGGAGGAUACCUCGGACUCUUUCUCAUUAUUUUCGCCGCCGUAGUGUGCUGUUACACGGGGAAAAUCCUCAUUGCCUGCCUGUACGAGGAGGACGAAGACGGGCAGCUCGUCCGUGUGAGGGACUCCUAUGUGGACAUUGCCAACGCCUGCUGCGCGCCCAGAUUCCCCACUAUAGGAGGUCAUGUCGUGAAUGUAGCCCAGAUCAUAGAGCUGGUGAUGACUUGCAUCCUGUACGUGGUGGUCAGCGGCAAUCUCAUGUACAACAGCUUCCCCAACAUGCCAAUAUCCCAGAAGUCGUGGGCCAUCAUCGCCACCGUCGCCCUGCUCCCCUGCGCCUUCCUCAAGAACCUGAAAGCCGUCUCCAAGUUCAGCUUGCUGUGCACAAUGGCCCACUUCGUCAUCAACGUCCUGGUGAUCGCCUACUGCCUCUCCAGAGCCAGGGACUGGGCCUGGGACAAGGUCAAGUUCUACAUCGAUGUCAAGAAGUUCCCCAUCUCCAUUGGGAUUAUCGUGUUCAGCUACACGUCGCAGAUCUUCCUGCCGUCUCUGGAGGGGAACAUGAAUAAGCCCAGCGAGUUCUCCUGCAUGAUGAACUGGACUCACAUCUCUGCCUGCAUCCUCAAGGGCCUGUUCGCCCUGGUGGCCUACCUGACCUGGGCCGACGACACCAAGGAGGUCAUCACAGACAACCUGCCCUCAACCAUCCGCGCUGUCGUCAACCUCUUCCUCGUGGCCAAAGCUCUGCUGUCGUAUCCGUUGCCGUUUUUCGCAGCUGUGGAGGUGCUGGAGAAAUCCUUUUUCCAGGACGGGGGACGCGCCGUCUUCCCAGAUUGUUACGGGGGCGAUGGACGCCUAAAAUCCUGGGGACUCUCUCUCCGCUGUAUCCUUGUUGUGUUCACCCUGCUCAUGGCCAUCUAUGUGCCACACUUCGCCCUCCUCAUGGGCCUCACCGGCAGCCUGACGGGCGCGGGCCUGUGCUUUCUGCUUCCCAGCCUCUUCCACCUCAAGCUCUUAUGGAGAAAGCUGCUGUGGCACCAGGUCUUCUUUGACGUCGCCAUUUUUGUAAUAGGAGGUAUAUGCAGCAUAUCUGGUUUCAUCCACUCGAUGGAGGGGCUCAUAGAGGCUUACCACGACGGAGUAGAGGAGUAG